GGUGGGAUGGGAGUGUCCUCUCUUCCCCUUUCCCCAGUGUCGCUGCAGGACCUUCCAGGAAAGCAGGCGCAGAGCUCCAGGAAACCGGUGUUGAGGGAGUGCUGUGCUGACCCCUGGGCCUGGCUGUGGGAGGUGGGCAGAGGGGUCAGGGCAUCUGCUACUCCAGCUUUGGCUAAAGGAGGAGGUGAGCAUCCGUCUUGCCUCCCUACCCACUCCCCAGUUCUCCUCCCCAGGCCCCUCCAUUGAGACUAUUGGCUGCUGCCCCUUUAAGCACAGUCACUCCUCCCCCCAGAGUGGUGGCACCAAGAGGGUAGGAAGGGGGGAGGCUGACCGUUCCUGCUCAACCGGGAAGAUGGCCCAGGCUGGGGGAGUCGCUCCCACGCCCCACUGCCCCCUCCCCUGACCAGGGUGAUCUGAAAGGCUCCCGCCCCACGCGCGACAAGGGCAUGGCUCCGUGGCCUCACGGGAACAGUUCUCUGGCCUCAUGGCUAGACGCCCCCACCCUGGCGCCCAAUACGGCCAACAUGAGUGGGCUGCCCGGGGUGCCGUGGGCGGCGGCACUGGCCGGGGCGCUGCUGGCGGUGGCGGUGCUGGCCACCGUGGGAGGCAACCUGCUGGUAAUCGUGGCCAUCGCCCGGACGCCGAGACUCCAGACCAUGACCAACGUGUUCGUGACUUCUUUGGCCACAGCCGACCUGGUGGUGGGACUCUUGGUAGUGCCACCAGGGGCCACCUUGGCGCUGACUGGCCACUGGCCGUUGGGCGCCACCGGCUGCGAGUUGUGGACCUCGGUGGACGUGCUGUGUGUGACCGCCAGCAUCGAAACUCUGUGCGCCCUGGCCGUGGACCGCUACCUGGCGGUGACUAAUCCGCUGCGUUACGGCGCGCUGGUCACCAAGCGCCGCGCCCGUGCAGCGGUGGUCCUGGUGUGGGUCGUCUCCGCCGCUGUGUCGUUUGCGCCCAUCAUGAGCCAGUGGUGGCGCGUAGGGGCCGACGCCGAGGCGCAGCGCUGCCACUCCAAUCCGCGCUGCUGCGCCUUCGCCUCCAACAUGGCCUACGUGCUUCUCUCCUCCUCGGUCUCCUUCUACCUCCCGCUCCUUGUGAUGCUCUUCGUGUACGCAAGAGUGUUCGUCGUGGCUACGCGCCAGCGGCGCCUGCUGCGCGGGGAGCUGGGCCGCUUUCCGCCCGAGGAGUCUCCGCCGGCUCCGUCGCGCUCUCGGUCCCCGGCCUCCGAGCGGACGUGCGCUUCGCCCGAAGGGGCGCCUUCCUGCGGCCGGCGACCCGCGCGCCUCUUGCCUCUCCGGGAGCAUCGGGCCCUGUGCACCUUGGGGCUCAUCAUGGGCACCUUCACUCUCUGCUGGCUGCCCUUCUUCCUGGCCAACGUGCUGCGCGCUCUCGGGGGCCCAGCUCUGGUCCCCAGCCCGGCAUUCCUCGCCCUUAACUGGCUCGGUUAUGCCAACUCCGCCUUCAACCCGCUCAUCUACUGUCGUAGCCCGGACUUUCGCAGCGCCUUCCGCCGUCUUCUGCGCCGUCGCGGGCAGGAGGAGCCCCGCGCCGCGGCCGCCGCCUCCCCGGCCCGCGUCCCCUCGGGCGCCCCCGCAGCCCGGAGCAGCCCCGCGCCGGCCGGGCAGUGCCCACCACGCGAUGAGUUUAAUGGCUGUGAAGGUGAGACUCCACUCCGAGUUUGAAGGACAGACCCGAGCAGGAGCCCGGCUUCGUGGGGAGUUACUUCCUAGCCUGAAGGGCAAGCAGCAGCAGGUUGGGAAAGACUCCGGCCUCUGUUCAGAAGGAGCCUGGAAUCUCCUC
Nycticebus coucang (slow loris) is the source of this 1806-nucleotide messenger RNA. It is a transcript of the gene ADRB3, whose product is annotated as adrenoceptor beta 3. The transcript has 3 exons. Gene Ontology annotation, molecular function: epinephrine binding; beta3-adrenergic receptor activity; norepinephrine binding. Gene Ontology annotation, cellular component: membrane. Lineage: Eukaryota; Metazoa; Chordata; Mammalia; Primates; Lorisidae. The record is from RefSeq and is a predicted model, not a curated record. Gene Ontology annotation, biological process: adenylate cyclase-activating adrenergic receptor signaling pathway; norepinephrine-epinephrine-mediated vasodilation involved in regulation of systemic arterial blood pressure. Bases 447 to 1688 code for a protein of 413 amino acids.